This is a messenger RNA of Sporisorium graminicola, 408 nucleotides long. RefSeq lists its product as uncharacterized. The record is from RefSeq and is a predicted model, not a curated record. Gene Ontology annotation, molecular function: RNA binding; structural constituent of ribosome. The coding region runs from base 1 to 408 and encodes 135 amino acids. The transcript is spliced from 2 exons. Gene Ontology annotation, biological process: translation; ribosomal large subunit biogenesis. Gene Ontology annotation, cellular component: cytosolic large ribosomal subunit; ribosome. NCBI's taxonomy places the organism in Eukaryota, Fungi, Basidiomycota, Ustilaginomycetes, Ustilaginales, Ustilaginaceae.
AUGCCUGCUUCUUUCAAGCGUUACGUUGAGGUUGGCCGUGUCGUCCUCGUCGAGGAGGGCCCCUCCGCCGGCCAGCUCGCUGUCAUUGUCGAGAUCAUCGACCACAACAGGGCAAUCAUCGACUCUCCCUCGACCGGUGUCGCCCGCCAGGUGUUCGCCUUCAAGCACCUCACCCUCACCAAGCUCACCGUGCCCGGUUUCCCCCGUGGUGCCGGCUCGCCCAUCGUCAAGAAGUUCUUCGACAAGGCUGGUGUUGCCGAGAAGUGGGCCGCCUCGGGCUGGGCCAAGAAGCGUGCUGCCAUCAAGACCCGCCGCUCGCUCUCGGACUUUGACCGAUUCAACGUCAUGCUCCUCAAGAAGCAGCGCCGCAGCGUCCUCUCGCCCGCUGUCAAGAAGGCCUCUGCUUAA